AUGCAUCAGAAGCUCCACACAGACAACAAUCCAUACAUGUGUAAAGUGUGUGGUAAAAGCUAUAGCAGUACGUAUUCAUUAAAGGAACAUGAGAAACUUCAUUCAGGGCUGACGCCGUACAAGUGUGAAGUGUGUGGUAAGGUUUAUGCUCAGAGAUCUGGUUUGAAAAUGCACGAAGGUGUUCAUAAAGAGACCCCACACAAGUGUUCUAUCUGUGGGAAGAUGUUCGGCCUGCCAAAUUGUCUGAAAGUGCACAUGCUCAUUCACUAUGGUAAGAAACCGCACAAGUGCGAAACAUGUGGAAUGUCCUUUCGCUUAUCAGGAAACUUAAGGCGACACAGGCGUGUUCACACUGGAGAGAAGCCAUACAGCUGUGAAGUCUGUGGGAAAAGAUUUGGACAACCCAGUAAUGUAAAAGCUCAUAUGCAAAUCCAUACUGGAAUGAAACCCUACACAUGCCAGAAAUGUGGGAAGAGUUAG
Myxocyprinus asiaticus (Chinese sucker) is the source of this 480-nucleotide messenger RNA. Its product is annotated as zinc finger protein 70-like. The coding region runs from base 1 to 480 and encodes 159 amino acids. Lineage: Eukaryota; Metazoa; Chordata; Actinopteri; Cypriniformes; Catostomidae. The transcript has a single exon. Gene Ontology annotation, molecular function: RNA polymerase II cis-regulatory region sequence-specific DNA binding; DNA-binding transcription factor activity. Gene Ontology annotation, biological process: regulation of transcription by RNA polymerase II. The record is from RefSeq and is a predicted model, not a curated record.